This is a messenger RNA of Paecilomyces variotii, 4196 nucleotides long. Its product is annotated as putative serine/threonine protein kinase. Gene Ontology annotation, molecular function: protein serine/threonine kinase activity; ATP binding. Bases 183 to 4001 code for a protein of 1272 amino acids. Gene Ontology annotation, cellular component: cytoplasm. The transcript has 6 exons. Gene Ontology annotation, biological process: intracellular signal transduction; protein phosphorylation. The record is from RefSeq and is a predicted model, not a curated record. Lineage: Eukaryota; Fungi; Ascomycota; Eurotiomycetes; Eurotiales; Thermoascaceae.
CCAUCAGAAAGGCUGUUGUCUUUUAGUUUGAAAUCAUCAGAGCACAAAGACCAUAUGCCAGUGUGAGCGUUGCGGAGUAACCUGAACUGUUUAUCUCUGGUGACUACACACGCAUUUUCACACCAGUCGCCAUUCAUUCAAUGUCUCUGCCCAGUACCAGAAAUUGAUCAUAGACCUCAGUGAUGGACAACACAGACAGCAUUGGCCGCCCACCAUCAAGGCGUGCCCCUCUCACAGAUGCCACGACCAGAGUCAACAAUUCACCAGCACGACCAGCUACACGAGGUCGUGGAUACGACGACCAGUUGAAGGUCUCGGAUGCUAUGACUCCUCCAGUCACCCCUACCUCUACUGGAAGGGCGGAAAACAAACGCCUAUCAGCAGUAACUGAAGCUGGGUCGAACCGUAACUCCGCCAUAUCGACAGCAUCCACCACUUCUGGAAAGGGACGGAGAAAGACACAUGUCGGACCAUGGCAACUUGGCAAGACCCUUGGUAAAGGGGCUACGGGCCGUGUUCGCCUAGCCAAGCACGCAGUUACAGGUCAAGCUGCUGCCAUAAAGAUCGUUUCGAAGAAGUCUGCGGCAAUGGUGCAGAGUGAGAGCAUUGCAGCGAUGGACCGAAACGCGGGUCUCCUGGCGGGAGCUAUGGGUUCAGCUGGAGCGAGACCAAUGCCAUGCGGUAUUGAGAGAGAGGUGGUAAUUAUGAAGUUGAUUGAACAUCCCAACGUGAUCAACUUAUACGAUGUCUGGGAGAACAGAGGCGAACUAUAUCUCGUGCUUGAAUACGUAGAAGGUGGAGAACUUUUCGAAUACGUCUCGACCAACGGUCCUCUACCAGAGGAGGAGGCAGUUCGCCUAUUUCGACAAAUCAUUGCCGGGCUCGCAUACUGCCAUCGAUUCAAUAUCUGCCACCGGGACCUCAAGCCAGAAAACAUCUUGCUGGAUGCCAACCACAACAUCAAACUUGCUGACUUCGGAAUGGCCGCUCUACAGCCAGCAGGAUACUGGUUGAACACAUCAUGCGGCAGUCCACACUACGCCGCUCCUGAGAUUAUCUAUGGACGCAGAUAUCGUGGCGAUAAAGCAGAUAUUUGGAGCUGUGGGAUUAUCCUCUAUGCCUUACUGACUGGAUUUCUUCCCUUCGAUGGUGGCGAUCUACCAAACACUCUACGUCUCGUGAAGAAGGGAGAAUACUUCCUGCCACGCUCCCUCAGCUUGGAAGCAGCAGAUAUGAUCCAACGUAUCUUGCAGAAAAGACCGGAAGAUCGGAUCAGCAUAGAGAAGAUGUGGCAGCAUCCUCUCCUGAAGAAGUACGAGACACUCCACCAAGCUAUGUCUGACUCUCCAGUCGGUCUUCCGCCACCACUCUCCACCAAGGCCUGUGGUCCGCCUGUUCCCAGCCGCCAGGACAUUGACAUGGACUUGCUCCGUAACCUUCAGACAUUAUGGCAUGACGUUAAGCCGGAGGUCUUAAUCGAGAAGCUGCUCAACAAAGAACCUAACCAGGAGAAGAUGUUCUACUAUGCUCUUGUUAAAUUCAGGGACGAGCAACUAGAAAAUUACCAGGGACAGCCUCUGGAGUACUCUGCCAGUGACUAUCAUCACAUUUCACGCUCAGCCGUUCGGUCAGCCGUCAAGAGGACCCAGAACAGCCGCGGUCAUGGUUCUCUCUCUCGUAGACGUUCACAGUUCUCAGUCAUCCCCGAAGUCAGCCGCUUCGGCUCUUUGAAAGAGGCAAGGGACACGCCGAAAUCGACACGCACCGUGGAGAGCUAUGACCCGUAUAGGCCCUCUAAGAACCCGAUAGGUACCCCGCAUGUGGAAUACGCCAAUGUCACCGUCCACCGAAGGGACUCAGGGCUCUCAGAUUAUGAAGAUAUAGCUGAUGGUCCUGGAAGUAGCCCCAGUCCGGCUGAAAAGAUGAGCAAGCCGGAAGAGGCCCCCAUGCCUUCAAGUUCUUCCUUCGAGCUCCUGCGUACGAACAAACCCAAGAGCGCUGCACGGUCAUUCCACUCUCGCAGCUCCAUCUCCAGUGCUCGCCCUGGGUACAGCCCGAUGCCAAGCGGCCGCUCUGCCAGCUACAAGAGAAAUGUCUCGUUCCGUCACGUUCGUAACCGGUCUCAGGGUGGUAUGUCUGCUAAGGCAAAGGCUGCCCAGGUUCAGGCGAAGGAUGUCCCAGAGGUGCCCAAGCUACCUUGUGAUGGAAUGUCACCCGAAGGAGAUGCUAGUCCUGCACUACCAUCACCGAAGGCAGUCGUUCGAACCCCUGUAGCGAUCAAGCCUGCUGCUGAAAUGAGGAUUCGUGACCCUAAUCUGUACUGGAAGGAGGAUGCUCGGAAAGUCUCCAACGAGCUCAGUCAGAUCUGCGAGGAAGCGUUCAACAGAUCCUCUGUGUCCACUCGUCAUACUGCUUCUAGCAGCCAAUACAUGUCGAACUCCGAGACGCCAGCGACGUCAGUUUCUCUCUUGACGCCAGAAAACUCGCAGCAGUUGAUCAUGAACAGCAAGUCGAGUGGAAACACUCUGCAAGAACGUGCAUCGGAACGGUUUGACUCGAAGACCGUUAACGAUCUUGCCGAAACGCGUCGUAGACUGAUCGAACACUCCACCAAGGCUGGGUCUGAGAAACUGCCAGAAUACCUGUCGGAUGUCAUCUCGCAUCUGGAUCGCCUGAUUGAACAAGACAGGCCGAAACAAUACAGAAACAAGCAGUCCGAGAAAGCAGACGAGAACGAGCCGUACAGGCGAGCAAUCUCCGAUCCCAUCACAAAGCCAAACGUUGAAGGGGUUUAUUUGCCUUGCAUCUCCGAGGAGCUGCUCUCCCCGAUGGACAGCACUCCCGAUCUGGACCUCAACUUUGUUGAUCAGAGGAAACCCUCAGAUUCCAGUCGACGUUCUGACGGCAAGAUCACCAAAGACAAGAGAGCUACUAUCCGCAUGGUCCCUCAGGACUCCUUCGGUUCUCUCGAGGAAAUCAAGCCACUUACCAUUCGGAAGAAGAACCAGCCUCCACGGUUGGCGAUGACGCCUCGACACAGCUCUGCUGAUUCUUACAUCCAGCUGCACAGCCCUGAGAGUCCCACAUUCGACCAGCGGGACAGAUAUGUCUCGGGCGGUUCUCGUAACCGCUACUACCUUGGUCUGGAGCCGAUUGAGGAGAACCCGAGGUCUCCACGGCGCACCGACGGCAAGGGUCCUGGUGAAGGCAAGAAAUGGUCGUGGUUCAACAAGUCUAGGUUCGAACCUCAUGGAGAACGGCCGCCUACUCCGCCGAAGGAUGUCAAGGCUGUUCAUUCUAGUGACACGAGCAUCGUUGUGCAGGAGUGCCCACUUACUCCUGUAGACUCCCACGACGAUGCCCCAAACACGCUUAAGAAGAAGCAAUCCUUCGAGAAGAGCAGCAAGGGAGGCUUCCUUAAGAUGUUCAGCAAGAAAAAGGCGAGCAAGCCGGCCCAUGAAAUCAGCACUGGUGAGAGCGAAGCUGGUGAUGUUGAUUCUGUGGUCACUGGUCCUGCAGUCAGUGAAGCUUCUGAGCAGCCCGUUAAUCGCCGCAAGUCUGUGAGAAGGCCCCAUAAGUCGGGUAACCCGAACUGGUUUGCUCGCUUCUUCCAUGUUAAGCCAGCUACUCGUGUCGUGGCCUUGAACACAUCGAAGGUGAAGGGCCGAAAGGAUGUGUACAAGACCCUGAGGGACUGGCAGCGAUAUGGUAUGGAAGAGGUCCACUUGGACAAGGCCAACAACGUAAUCUACGGUCGUGUGGGACAAGUCAACUUCCUCCGUCUACGUCCUGUUGAAUUCUCCGCAGAGUUCUUUACCGUGUUGGAGCAUGGUCGUCAUGCAAACCUCAGUCUUAUUCAAUUCCGCCAGGAGCGAGGAGCGGCGUCGUCUUUCCACAAGGUCGUUGACAGCAUGCAAGUAGUGUUGAAGCAGCAUGACCUUCUUGUUGAGGAUCCGGCGCGCGCGAAGAAAAUGGCCAAGGUGCUUGACCAUCUGUCCUAAGCAGUUGAUCCUGCGGUCAUCCGAAGCAGAGGAAUCCUACUUUUCAUCAUUCCCCCCCCCACUCGUUCGCAAAAUUCUGCCAUUCGUCUGGCCUUUUCAGGAGUUUCUUGUUCAGAGCGUUUUUUCCCUUAUUUGGUGCCUCGUUUUCUUGUCCUCCACUUGCAUAGCCAUAUUUGGCGUUCCUUCAUUGCCUGA